AUGAAUGCCCAGGGAGGGCACCAUUUAAACCAGGCUGCUGUCCUGUCCCUUUUGGGUGCUGCCCGUUUGUCCCAACUGGCCCUUGGCUGCACUGUCAUCUCCCUGGUAACCCACAGCGCGGGCUACAGUGCCACUUACGGUACCUUCUGCAUGACAGUAUGGUGCUCUUGCUUCGCCAUCUCGUCGGCUAUCUUUGCCCUGGAUGUAACUCGUCUGCACACCUGCCUACCAAUCUCUUGGGAAAACCUGACAGUUACCUUUGCUGCACUGGCAACGCUCCUCUAUGUAACGGCCUCCAUUGUUUAUCCUGUUUAUUUUGUUCGUCCGGAGUGCCCCUAUAAUAAUUGCGAGGUGCGGAACUUUCGCAUCGCCGUAACAUGCUGCUCUUGGGCGGGAUGCUUCGCCUACGGAGCUGAGGUGUUUCUUUCGAGAGCCAGACCAGGAAAAGUGGUGGGAUAUAUGGCCACAGUAUCUGGCCUUUUGAAGGUGGUCCAAAGUUUUCUGGGUUGCGUGAUUUUCGGGACUCUUGCUAACGGGAGCGAGUUCUCGCGUCACGUCCCAACUAUCUACUGUGUGGUGGUGUUCUCUGUCUGCUUUGCCGUGACCGUGUUUGUGGUGGUAUUGACCGUGUCUGGUCGCACCGCUGUCCUGAGGCUGCCCUUCGACCGUUUUGUGGUGGUGUACACGUUUGUGGCAGUACUGCUGUAUUUAAGCGCUGCCGUGGUGUGGCCUGUGUACUGUUUUGACAGAAAGUAUGGCACACCUCAUCGUCCCGCGGGAUGCCCGAGGGGAAAGUGCCCGUGGGACAGCAAACUCAUUGUAACUGUGUUAAGCUAUGCUAACCUAGCUUUGUACAUUGCAGAUCUCAUCUAUUCGCAGAGAAUACGCUUUGUAUCACAGCAUCCCCGAGUGUAG
Messenger RNA from Chanos chanos (milkfish), 915 nucleotides. Its product is annotated as myeloid-associated differentiation marker-like protein 2. The transcript has a single exon. Gene Ontology annotation, cellular component: membrane. Lineage: Eukaryota; Metazoa; Chordata; Actinopteri; Gonorynchiformes; Chanidae. The record is from RefSeq and is a predicted model, not a curated record. Bases 1 to 915 code for a protein of 304 amino acids.